CAAUACUCAAUUUUAAAAAUAUUCAACCAAAAAACAGUUCAAUUUGUAAAUACUCUAAUAAGAUCUAUAAUACUUUCAGUGAUAUCUUUAAUGUAUUAAUUAUGUUACAAUUAAUACAUAAAUGUUAUUUAAUAAAAUAAAAUGUUCAGUUCUGAUGAAUUAAUGCUAUAAAAAUCUUCUGAUGAUGCAAGCAGUUACUGUAGGUAUGGCUCUUACACAUGUGCCAUUAUUCCCCCCAUUCGUCUCAUAAGGCCAGUUGAUGGACAGUGUCUGUGUGAAAGGAAGAACUUGUUGCAACAGAAAGCAAGGACUUGGAAGGGUCCAACUAUGUAGUGUGCGUUUCCACACAAUGAUAUGUAUGAUGGUAUUGUAAAAGAGGGGAUGUCUUGGCCUUCCAUGGAUAUACUACUACUUUACUUUCCUGAAUCAGAAGACGACGCAAGUAGUUGAAACCAGUUGAGACGAAGUCAGUGGCUACGCGACCGUAUCCUCGAAUCCUUUCCAGUUGGUUUGACGUGCUCAUUACUCAUAAUUUUACGUUUACUAGGUGAAUGUCCGAAACACCUGUAUACUUUACCUUGCACGGUCAAUCGGAUAUUCAAGCUAUAUCUAUUCAAAAUUAUAUAUUUGCAUAAUGAAGCAAGUGAAAAUUAAUUUCUCUCUAAGGUGAUGAAAUUUCCCUAUUAAAGUUUUGUAUACAGUCAUAAUAUUUUUGUUUUUCAUUUGACAGAAGUAUGACUACAGAUUGGAGAACAAUUUUCGUAACCGGAGGGGCCGGUUACAUUGGUAGUCACUGUAUCGUCGAACUUUUGGAAAGCGGAUACGAUGUUGUUGCAAUAGAUAACUUUGCUAAUAGCGUAACCGAAGGUGGCGGUGAAUCCGCGGCUCUUAAAAGAGUCGAACAAAUAACAGGAAAAAAGGUCACAUUUUAUAAUUGCGAUCUCAUCGAUCGGGAUAAACUUGAAACAGUAUUUAACAAGCACAAAAUAGAUUGCGUGAUUCAUUUCGCGGCAAUAAAGGCGGUCGGAGAAUCGAUGCAAGUUCCACUUCAUUAUUAUCGAAAUAAUAUUAUUGGUGCCAUUAAUUUAUUAGAGGUAAUGAAAGCUGCUGGAUGCUUUCAGUUAGUAUUUAGCAGUUCUUGUACCGUAUACGGAGAACCGAAUGAACUUCCGAUUACAGAGGAGCAUCCGACUGGUAACAUUACAAAUGUAUACGGUAGAACAAAGUAUUUCAUUGAAGAAAUGCUUAAAGAUAUAUCAAGGGCUGAGAAGAGUUGGAACAUUAUUUCUCUAAGAUACUUCAACCCAGUAGGUGCUCAUCCAAGUGGUUUAAUUGGGGAAGAUCCCACAAAACCAUUUACGAAUUUAAUGCCAUACAUAGCGCAGGUGGCCUUAAGACACAAGCCUGAACUUAUUAUUUUUGGAGGCAAUUAUCCUACAAAAGACGGUACAGGUAUACGUGAUUAUAUUCACGUUAUGGAUUUAGCGGCUGGCCACGUAGCGGCAUUAAACGCUUUGCAUAAACAACAUUUAAGAUUAAAGAUUUAUAACUUAGGUACUGGAAAGGGUGUAUCUGUGCUUGAAUUAAUUAAAACCUUUGAGAAUGUAACAGGAACAACAGUAUCGUACGUUAUAAAAGAUAGAAGAGAGGGUGAUAUUGUAUCUAUGUAUGCUAACACAGACUUAGCAGAAAAAGAAUUAGGAUGGAGAACAAAGUAUAAUGUUGAACAAAUGUGUGAAGAUUUCUGGAGGUGGCAAACAAUGAAUCCACAUGGUUACCGUGUUUCGAUGAAAAACGGUAUUAGUGAACAUAUAAAUGGUACUUCAUAAUGUUAUUUACUGUCAAUGAAAAGCGAUUAAUUUAUGGUAUUAAAUAAACAAGAGAUCAAACUACUUACUUUUUAAAA
This is a messenger RNA of Osmia bicornis bicornis, 1906 nucleotides long. RefSeq names its product UDP-glucose 4-epimerase-like. The record is from RefSeq and is a predicted model, not a curated record. Gene Ontology annotation, biological process: vesicle cytoskeletal trafficking; beta-D-galactose catabolic process via UDP-galactose, Leloir pathway. Gene Ontology annotation, molecular function: UDP-glucose 4-epimerase activity; protein binding. Gene Ontology annotation, cellular component: early endosome; cytosol. The coding region runs from base 735 to 1829 and encodes 364 amino acids. Lineage: Eukaryota; Metazoa; Arthropoda; Insecta; Hymenoptera; Megachilidae. The transcript has 7 exons.